Molecule: messenger RNA, 1867 nt
Organism: Parnassius mnemosyne (clouded apollo)
Lineage: Eukaryota; Metazoa; Arthropoda; Insecta; Lepidoptera; Papilionidae
Source: the annotation of a GenBank genome assembly
UACUGAUUACAAACAAAUACAAACAAAUUACGUUUCCUUUGAAGCUGAAUUCAAGUUUGAUUCAAGUUGUUGAAAAUAAUGGAAUCUAAAACCAAUUUACAAUAUGAAUACCACUUAAAAAGUAAUGAACAUAAUGAAGCAAAUAUUGGUAAAUUGUAUAAGAAUUUUAAACCCACAAAAACUUAUGUACACAUUUCCGAUCGGAAAGUACCGCCACGUGCCAUAGCAGUGUUACCUACUGUUCUUCAAAUGAGAAAUGGUGUUAUAUCUCCUCGCCGACCACUUCCUACAUAUGCGCGUUUUGGUCCCGUCCGAGGUAUCAACAGUGUGAUUACUCACAGUGAAGCAUGUAAUCUAAUUAGUGAAAACAUGGCUACCAAAAAACCUAUAUUUCUUCUUCAUAGGGACACUGACUUUGUAAAUUAUAUUGAUGUGUCUGAUAAAGAUAAAUCAAAUUGGCUAGGUUUGUUACCACUUGGAAAUGAUUCAACCGCAAAUGUGUGGUUAUAUGAAGAAGAUGACGAAUUAUAUGGAUAUACUUUAAAAUUAAUAUCGGCACGAACUCCAUUAGCGAUUGGUUACAGUAAAGAGUACGCAGAAAAGCAUGGAUUACCUCUCGAGCAUUUACAAAUGAAAAUAAGUCCAGAUAUAACUAGCAGUACAAAACACUGGUGGUGUCAUGAGUGUCGAAGUAAAAUGGGAUCGGCCUCCGCGCUGCAACACCAUAUGGACAUUUAUCAUACAGAACAAAAAUCAAUUUCCAGACGACGGUAUCGUUGCAAACAAUGCACUAACACAUUCUCCAGAUUAUUCACAUUAAAAAGGCACAUGGCACGUAACUGUUUUAAGAAAAUUAAAAAAAAUGCAGAUGAAAAUGAACAGAACAAUUCGAGAAUGAUUUCUCUGCCUGAUAUAGCCGACCAAAGUAGGAGUACUGAAGAUAGCAGAAUACCAUCUGAUGAGAGCUUCAACAACUACACAAACGGCAUAGAUUUCAACAAUUUAUUUGACACAGACAGAAUACCAAACCUUGAUAUAUCUGGGGGAUCCACUUCUGAAGCAGAUUUUAACUCGUACACCAUCUUGCAUAGGGAAGAAAGUAGCUUGCCCAUUGUAUUAGAUUUCACGAAAUUUCAAAACGAAAAUGAUAACCUGAAUAAUGAUGAAAGGCUGAAGCAUAAAACAAGUCCACCCGCAAUAAAUUUGAUUCCAUGUCCUACCUGCAAUCAAACAAUCGAGAGGGGAAGCAAACGCAAUCAUGUGAGAGAGUGUCCUGGACUUAAAUUCCAUUGCAAGUGUGGUCGGGUGUUUUCAAGCAAUCAAAAACUUACUUAUCACAUGCAAUCUGAACACAAACCUGGCGAUGAAACUAAGAUCACAAAACCUUCCACUGAAGUUCAUUACAAAUGUGAGGAAUGCCAAAUUAAUUUCAAACGUCGAGGAAUGCUAGUCAACCACCUCUGGCGCGUGCACAAAACCGUCUCAGAAUCUGUUCCCCUGGAGAGGAGGGUACGCCACUACCCAUGUGUGGCAUGUCCCAAAAUAUAUCGCACAGCGGCGAAACGCGACCGACAUGUUAGAACUCACCAUCCAGGUGCAGAAACUUUUCGCAAGCAGUCAAUAGAAGGCGGGGUGAUCGCUUGUCGGCCGGCAGUGUGCUAUGCUUGCCCGCGGCAGUACGCCACACGAGCAAAACUCUUGCAACACGUGAGAGCAAAUCAUCCAAAUUUGGCUCCACCAAAGAAUAUGAGGAAAACUUCAACAAAACCCAGUGAAGUGUUAUGAAAUCCUGUGCAACUGGACAAACAAAAACUUUUUUUUAAAAUACAAUUUCGAGUUAGUAAUAAUAAAUAUUAAUAGUAAUAUU